AAGUCAAUGAAAAAACCAAGCCUUCAUACGUAUUUGCUCACGGUGCAGCCGGGUUUGCCAAGAAGGGUCGACCCGUCCUGGAAGACCGGGGUGAUUAUCGGAGCGUACAAGUGGGUGAAGAUGCAUAUUUCCAACGAGUAGACGGUUUGGGAGUUGCCGAUGGGGUUGGAGGCUGGAGUGGUGCCAGAGCUGCAAAUGUCGCCUUGUGUUCUCGAAAGCUGAUGCAUUAUUGUUAUCUUCAAAUGGAAAGAUUUGAUAAUGUAGAUGAUCCUUGUUUUUAUGAAUAUGAAAAAGCUGAUCCAGUAAAGAUUCUUCAGGAGAGCUACAGUGAAGCACUCUAUGAGGAACAAACAGAAGGAAUUGUUGGGUCAACUACUGCAUGCAUUGCUAUCUUGCGGCAUGAUGAGCUAAGGAUUGCAAAUUUGGGCGAUUGUGGGAUUUCUGUAAUCCGUAACAACAGCUACUUGUUUCGAAGCGAAGAACAGCAACAUUCUUUCAAUUUUCCUUACCAGCUUGGAACUGGCUCACCCGACAAACCUACAGACGCACAGGUCUUCAAUGUAAAGGUUGAGAGGGGUGAUAUCAUAAUCCUCGGCUCUGAUGGACUCUAUGAUAACUUAUUCGAUCGGGAUAUUCUGGCUCUUGUACGCACGCACAUCGCAGCUUACAUUAUGCCUGGAUCUGCGCAUCGGCCGCCACGACUACUCAAUUUUGAUCCACAGCAUCUAGCCGCAGCUUUGGCAGAUCGUGCAAAGUGCGUGAGUGAAGACCGGAGGAAUGUUGACAGCCCGUUUCAAACCCGAGCUAUCCAUGAAGGAUUUUAUUAUCAAGGGGGAAAAACAGAUGAUAUUACAGUUCUCGUGGCAGUUGUUCGAGAUAGUGAAGAUUCACCUGAUCGUAGACUUUAAACACAUACCAAUCAUCUAUCCCCUUGCUUUUCUCAUGGGUUUUCUUACUUGAAUCCAUGUAAUGUACAUAGAACCAAAUAAUAUAAAGAAGGAACCGGGCCAUGUUUUGCAGACAGAGAAGUAUUCUAUUGUCUUGGACUGUUUCUAAUCUGACAAUUUAGAUUAAAAUCAUACUUUAGAUGUUCAGGCAAGAAGUAUUAAAAUAAUAAUAAUAUAAUAAUAAUAAUAAAGUACAUAUACUAUUACCUCGGUUAUCAUCU
Phycomyces blakesleeanus NRRL 1555(-) is the source of this 1168-nucleotide messenger RNA. RefSeq lists its product as hypothetical. Lineage: Eukaryota; Fungi; Mucoromycota; Mucoromycetes; Mucorales; Phycomycetaceae. The record is from RefSeq and is a predicted model, not a curated record. The transcript has 4 exons. Bases 243 to 908 code for a protein of 221 amino acids.